GACAGAGAGCGAGAGCGAGAAAAGAGAAGGUGAAGCCGAAAGAUGACAGCCUGGAGAAGCACAAGGACAAAGAGAAGAGACGGGAGGAAAAGAUGAAGUCCCAUAGUGCAGACGGCAAACACAAGAGGGAGAAGGAGAAUGGAUUUGCGAGCCCUCCGCGCAUUAAAAUGGAAACAGAGGACAAUGGCUUCCACCACUCCCCCAAGCAUGAGAAGUCAGUGAAGAGGCAGUAUGAUGAUGGAGAGGCGGAAUUUAAACCUAAAAAGGUCAAGGUGGAGGUUGAGAAAAAGGCAAAGAAGAGGAAACAUGAGGACUAUUAUGAAGACGAGGAAGAGGAAGAGGAUGUUAAACCCAAAAAAAAGACGAAAGACAAGAAACAAGAGACAGCUGGUGGGAAAAAGAAGGUGAAGAAAGAGCCGGAGGAGAAAUGGAAAUGGUGGGAGGAGGAGAGAGCCACAGACGGAUCCAAAUGGAGGUUUCUAGAACACAAAGGCCCCGUGUUUGCUCCUCCCUACGAACCUCUUCCCGGACAUGUCAGAUUUUAUUACGACGGGAAGCCUUUCAAGCUGGCCACCGCCGCGGAGGAGGUGGCCACAUUCUUUGCCAAAAUGCUCGAUCAUGAGUACACCACUAAAGACGUUUUCAGGAAGAACUUUUUCAAAGACUGGAAAAAGGAAAUGACGUCGGAGGAGAAGGCAAAGCUCACUGAUCUGAACAAGUGUGACUUCAAUGAGAUGAAUGAGUACUUUAAGGCUCAGUCAGAAGCCAGGAAGCAGAUGACGAAAGACGAGAAACUGAAAAUCAAACUAGAGAACGAGAGGAUCCUAGAGGAGUACGGCUUCUGCGUGAUGGAUAACCACCGCGAGCGCAUCGGCAACUUCCGCAUCGAGCCCCCGGGACUAUUCCGUGGCCGCGGCAACCAUCCCAAAAUGGGGAUGCUGAAGCGCCGCAUCCGUCCACAGGAUGUCAUCAUCAACUGCAGCAAGGACUCCAAACACCCCAAGCCGCCUCACGGCAGUAAGUGGAAGGACGUUCGUUUUGACAACAAGGUGACGUGGCUGGCUUCUUGGACAGAGAACAUCCAGGGCUCCAUCAAAUACAUUAUGCUCAACCCCAGCUCCAGGAUCAAGGGUGAGAAGGACUGGCAGAAGUACGAGACGGCGCGGCGGUUGAAGAGCUGUGUGGAGCGCCUCCGGACCCAGUACCGCGAGGACUGGAAGUCCAAAGAGAUGAGGAUCCGACAGCGGGCCGUGGCUCUCUAUUUCAUCGACAAGCUGGCCCUGAGAGCAGGCAAUGAGAAGGAGGAUGGCGAGACGGCCGACACGGUGGGCUGCUGCUCGCUGCGUGUGGAGCACAUCAAGGUUUACGCCGAGCUGGACGGCCAGGAGUACGUGGUGGAGUUCGACUUCCUGGGGAAGGACUCCAUCCGCUACUACAACAAGAUCCCUGUGGAGAAGAGGGUAUUUAAAAACCUUCAACUUUUUCUGGAGAACAAGCAGCCUGAAGAUGACCUCUUCGACAGGCUCAAUACCUCCAUCCUGAACAAGCACCUGCAGGAGCUGAUGGACGGGCUGACGGCCAAAGUGUUCCGUACCUACAACGCCUCCAUCACCCUCCAGCAGCAGCUGAAGGAGCUCACCUGCGCCGAUGACAACGAUCCAGCUAAGAUCCUUUCCUACAACCGAGCCAACAGAGCUGUUGCUUUACUGUGUAACCACCAGAGGGCGCCACCUAAGACCUUUGAGAAAACCAUGCAAAACCUUCAGACCAAAAUUGAUGAAAAGAAGAAACAGCUCUCAUCUACCAAGAAGGAGUUUAAGGCAGCCAAGGCAGAUGCAAAGUCUCUUCAUGAUGACAAAAGCAGAAAAGCCGUGGAAACCAAGAAGAAGGCUGUGCAGAGGAUAGAGGAGCAGCUGAUGAAGCUGGAGGUGCAGGCCACGGACCGCGAGGAGAACAAGCAGAUCGCCCUCGGCACCUCCAAGCUCAACUACCUGGACCCGCGCAUCUCCGUAGCCUGGUGUAAGAAGUAUAACAUCCCCUUGGAGAAGGUCUACAACAAAACCCAACGUGAGAAGUUUGCUUGGGCCAUCGACAUGGCAGAAGACGACUUUGAAUUUUAAAGCUCUCUCUCUCUCUCUCUCUCUCUCUCUCUCUCUCUGACUGUGUCUUUCCCUCAUUCUUAUCUGUUUUUUAAAACCUCAAGUCCUUGCAUUCAAUCUAAUUGCAGAAAUGUACAUUUUUAGCGUUAAUGAUUUCACCAUGUGUGUGUCUUCACAAGAAAAGAAUGGGUGUGUGUUGGGGGGGGGGGCAUGGGAAAACUGGGAGGGGUCAGUUAGGUAAAGAGCAGAAAAAAACUACAAAGGAUUCACUGAGACCACCCUCUUUACAGUUCAGCGAGGAUCAACAUAACUUUAUUUGCCCCGGAGGGGAAGUAUCUGCCUAAAUGACUGAUUUAGUGAUACCAGGUGACUUGUCUGCUAUCAAGCUUUUAAUGAUGC
Clupea harengus (Atlantic herring) is the source of this 2498-nucleotide messenger RNA. RefSeq names its product DNA topoisomerase 1-like (gene top1b). The record is from RefSeq and is a predicted model, not a curated record. Gene Ontology annotation, biological process: chromosome segregation; DNA replication; DNA topological change. The transcript has 18 exons. Gene Ontology annotation, cellular component: nucleolus; chromosome. Lineage: Eukaryota; Metazoa; Chordata; Actinopteri; Clupeiformes; Clupeidae. The coding region runs from base 93 to 2120 and encodes 675 amino acids. Gene Ontology annotation, molecular function: DNA binding; DNA topoisomerase type I (single strand cut, ATP-independent) activity.